This is a messenger RNA of Alosa alosa (allis shad), 1275 nucleotides long. Its product is annotated as 5-hydroxytryptamine receptor 3C-like. The transcript has 10 exons. Gene Ontology annotation, molecular function: extracellular ligand-gated monoatomic ion channel activity; neurotransmitter receptor activity; transmembrane signaling receptor activity. Gene Ontology annotation, biological process: nervous system process; regulation of membrane potential; signal transduction. Bases 1 to 1242 code for a protein of 413 amino acids. The record is from RefSeq and is a predicted model, not a curated record. Gene Ontology annotation, cellular component: membrane; neuron projection; synapse. Lineage: Eukaryota; Metazoa; Chordata; Actinopteri; Clupeiformes; Clupeidae.
AUGGGACAGUGGGAUGGCCCGGACGCCGAGCUUCUUUACCUGUCUCUGCUGGAGCACCUGGGGGUGGGAUCCAACAACUACAGCCUCUCAGCCACCCGCCCUGUCAGGAACUGGAGGACUCCCACCUACGCCACUGAUGAGAAGUUCCAGAGCUUCACGACCGGACUGCUGCUGACUGUUUUCUGGUUCUGGGUAAACGAGCUCCUCCGCUGGGACCCAAAGGACUUCUGUGGGAUCAGCGAGAUCAGUGUUCCCAAAGCCUACCUGUGGAGACCCGACUUCACCAUCAUGGAGAGCAUUGAGAUGAAAGAGAGGAAUGUUGAGAGCACCCAAGUCAACCUGCUGUCAGCUGGCUACACCGUCUCUGGAGACAGCUACAAGCUCACCAGCACCUGCAAGAUGGAUCUCUACAAGUUCCCCUUCGACACACAGCGAUGCGAACUCACCGUCAUGUCCUUCCUGUACAAAAUCAACCAGCUGCGUCUGUUCCUCUCCUCCAACUCCUCGGAUGUGACGACGGGGUCCCUCACCGUGUUCCAGGGGCAGGGCGAGUGGGACCUCAUCAGUGUCCACGUCUCCAAGGACAACCUCACCUAUGGACAGGAUGUGUGGGACCGGCUGGCGUAUACGAUCACCAUCGCCAGGAGGCCCCAGCUGUACAUCAUUAACUUCCUGGUUCCCGUCUUGGUCUUCCUGGUUCUGGACCUGGUGUCCUUCUUCAUGAACGAGUCCAGAGGGGAGAAGCUGAGCUUCAAAGUCACCAUCCUACUGGCCAUCUCUGUUCUGCUGCUCAUCCUCCACGAUAUACUGCCCUCCACACACCAGAAAACUCCUGUUAUAGGAAUGUUCUGCACUGGGGUCUUCUUGUUUGUGGGCUGCAGCAUCAUUGAGACCAUCACGGUCAGUUUCCUGAUGCGGAUGGCCUCGAAGUGUGAUGCGAACGCUCUCACCUGGAGGACCCUACAGAGGAGAGAUGGGCGAGAGGACAGCAAGCCAGCUUACGGCACAGGAGUGGUUCCGUCGAUGGAGAGGAAGGAGGACGAUUCGUCUCUGCUGCGCCUCAUCCUGGCUGAGCUGCAGGCGUUACGGACACACACGUCCUCCGAUCACCCAAAGCAUCAUGGGAAGACCUGCCUGCACCUGAAGACAGUAGCCAAGUGGAUUAACACUGUUUACUUCAUUUUGUAUCUCUGUGCUGCCUCUGUCUUUCUAGCUUUGAUUGGUAAAGAGUGGUCGCACUAGCUGCAUCUAGGGUGACCAGAUGAGAUUGGCUGA